Lathyrus oleraceus (garden pea) is the source of this 2814-nucleotide messenger RNA. Its product is annotated as ubinuclein-1. Gene Ontology annotation, biological process: chromatin organization. Gene Ontology annotation, cellular component: nucleus. NCBI's taxonomy places the organism in Eukaryota, Viridiplantae, Streptophyta, Magnoliopsida, Fabales, Fabaceae. The transcript is spliced from 13 exons. The record is from RefSeq and is a predicted model, not a curated record. The coding region runs from base 311 to 2488 and encodes 725 amino acids.
CCAUAGACACUACCCGCCUUGUUUCCUUUCCCCUCUCGUGUUUUCUCGGGAAAGAAAAACCAGGAAAUUUUUACAAGCUAGCUCGAAUUUCAGUUAAAACCACCAGAGAGAGACAGUGUCAAAAAAUUUCAAUUUUAUUUUAUUUAUUUUCCAAUUUCUAUUAUUUUCGUUAAUUAAUUUCGCAAUCCCGCGCAAUUUUUCUCUCCUUCUCCAUCUAGGGCUUAUACUCAACUUUCUCCCAAUUUUCAAUUUCGUCUUUCUCUAUGUCACCCUAAUUCUCGAAAUAGCGGUUUCAGAAUAUUCGGUUACGAUGAACGAUGAGAAGAAGCCUUCAUCGUCGUUCGUGAAAAUAGGCGACCGGCAAUUGUUUACGGUGGAGCUCCGGCCGGGAGAGACCACCAUAGUAUCAUGGAAGAAGCUGUUGAAAGACGCCGCCAAGUCGAACGGAUCCGCUUCCACAUCUCAACACUCCCGGCCGGAGGCUUUUCCGGGGCAACCUGUUGAGGUUGAGGAAAAUGAUGAAGCUCAGCCACACCGUUUCAGUGCUGUGAUAGAGAAGAUUGAACGCCUUUACAUGGGUAAGGAUAGCAGUGAUGAUGAGGAUCUGCCUGAUGUUCCUGAUGAUGAUCAGUAUGAUACUGAAGAUUCUUUUAUAGACGACGCUGAGCUGGAUGAAUAUUUUCAGGUUGAUCAUUCCAAAGUCAAACAUGACGGAUUCUUUGUAAAUAGGGGGAAAUUGGAACGCACUGAUGAACCUCCUGUAAUACCCAACCAACAACCAAAGAAAAGGCGCAGAAAAGAUAUAGUGAAGAAUCCAGGUGAAAAUAUUAAUGACCAUGGAUCAAAUAAACAUAUAAAAGUGGGCAAGGCAGCAUCUGGGAAAACAACUUCCCUACAGGCAAGGAAUGUGUGUAAUUCCUCACAGAAUUUGGCUGUACCCAAUGAAGACUAUGAAGACUUGAAAAUUCAUAAUCAAUCAGAUAUCUAUGGAGUUAGUUCCAAAAAGAAAAUUGCUGAUACUAAACCCAUAUUAGUCUCUGCUGUCUCUUUGAAAACAUCGAGUGAUGAUGUCCCUGCUGCCAUGUCAGAAGUCAAAGAUGCUGAUAAGAAGAUAGGAACUUUUCAAUCUAAGAACACAAGUGAAUCAUUUGACAUAUCUCAUCAAAAGUACCAUGAGAAAGGUGCUUAUGUACAAUCCAAAUCCCAACCUGGAAGACCCUCGAAGAGUAUUGAUAAUUUAGAAAAUAGCGGUCGGUUGAAAGAAAGAAAUGGUAUGCGUCAACUUCCGGAUCUUAACCUGUCUGUGGGAAAGUCUGCUACUAAAGCAGUCAAAUCUGAAUACAUGCACAGGAAAGAUGGGUCUAGUGCUAGGCCAAAAUCUUCAAUGCUUGAGAAGACUCUGUGCGAGUUAGAGAAAAUGGUUGCGGAGUCAAGGCCCCCUGCAGCGGACCAGGAGGCCGAUAAUACAUCCCAGGCAGUCAAAAGGAGGUUGCCUAGGGAAAUAAAGCUAAAGCUUGCUAAAGUGGCUAGACUAGCGGCCAGCCAUGGGAAAGUAUCAAAAGAGUUGAUUAACCGCCUUAUGAGUAUUCUUGGGCACUUAAUGCAACUCAGAACAUUAAAGAGAAACUUAAAAAUAAUGAUCAAUAUGGGCCUGUCAGCAAAGCAGGAUGAUGAUGAUAGGUUUCAACGGAUAAAAAAGGAAGUUGUUGAUAUGAUUAAGAUGCAGGCCCCAGCUUUGGAGUCCAAGCGUCAGCAACAGCAGAAAGCUGGAGCAUCGGGUGAUGUUCAAGAAUUUGGUCCUGAUGGAAAAGCAAUAACUAAAAGGAGUGUUAGUAUGGACGCCGCUUUGGAGGACAAGAUUUGUGAUCUCUAUGAUAUUUUUGUUGAUGGCUUGGAUGAAAAUGCAGGUCCGCAGAUCAGAAAGUUAUAUGCUGAGCUUGCAGAAUUAUGGCCAACUGGUUGCAUGGACAACCAUGGGAUCAAACGUGGAAUUUGCAGGGCAAAAGAGAGGCGCAGAGCAUCGUACACAAAAAAUAAGGAUCAGGAAAAAAUGAAGAGGAAGAAGUUGCUGGCAUCAAGGCAGGAGGAUAGCGUUCAACUUGAUACUGGCUCAAUUACAUCACAGCAGACCCAACAAGAGAAAUUAGCUCCAGAAUCAACCAGUUAUGCUUUUGCUACAACAAACAAGCCCGUAUCUAAUACGAGCACAGCUGUCCAUGUCCCCAGUCCUAUGAAUGGUGUAAAGCCAGAAAAAACAAAGGGAAGUUCAAGCAGUUCCCUGGACGAUGUCCGUGUUGCUGAUGGCGUAAUGACAAAGAAGCUGAAGAGAAAGCCAGAACUUGAGUUGGAAGGAGCAAAUUGUGGGCCUGAGAAGCAGGUUCCUUUGCAGGGAGAAGAAAGACCCAGGGCCCAGAAGCAGUCUUCCGGUCUUCCCACCAAAUCAAAUCUUCAGCCAACAUCCAUCCCAGGUCUUGAACUGUCAAGCUAACAAAUAUGAGUGGGAUGUCCACAACAGAAUGUCUGUCAAGAUUUUUUUUUAUCAGUAAUUUCCCCAUCCUCUCUUUUGUCUAUGGAUUUGUUUCCUGCUUACUGUUACUGUUUUUGUAAGUAAAUGUCCUUCAAGUGUUAGUAGUUAGUCAAGAGUUAGGCAGGCAAGUAGAUUUGUUAGUUGUUAUUAGUCAAGUUUAAUGGUCUUUACGCUGCUUCUCUAUGGAUGAUAGCACCAUCCAUCUAUCACAACCACUAGAUAUAAUGUUACUUAAUUGAACGAGUAUGUUUUAUUUAUUUAUUUACUGGAACGAGUAUGGUUAUUCA